Molecule: messenger RNA, 1171 nt
Organism: Photinus pyralis (common eastern firefly)
Lineage: Eukaryota; Metazoa; Arthropoda; Insecta; Coleoptera; Lampyridae
Exons: 4
Coding region: 11-688 (225 amino acids)
Source: RefSeq, a predicted model, not a curated record
UUGACACACCAUGAAGCUCUUCGCUGUUCUCUUCUGCCUCAUCGCUUGCAGUUUCGCCACUCCCAUCCAAAAUGAACGUUUUACAUUGGAUGCUGAUAUGCUGAAUGGUUUAAUGAACAUGUACGUUCGCCUUCUCAAAGCCAUGGACCCGCUCUACGUAAAGCAAGCAAAAUUGUUUGAGUCAAAUGGAUAUGUCUUCGAAGUGAAGAACGCAAUCAUGGAAGGCUUCUCAGACGUCACACACGAUAUCUCGUUAGAGAAGAACGCUCCAAUAACAACAAUCAAAGUCUCCAUGAGCCUACUCAGAACAUUUGGAUCCGUUGAACUAUGGAAUUGCACAUUGCCCUUGAUUUACGGAAGCGGUAGCGCGACGUUUGAUCUCAGACGUGUUCAAAUCGUGAUGGAAGUCGGCUUUAACAUGACCACGAUGUUGUUUGAACCAGUCGUGUUCAAGCCUUCCAUUGAAGAAAUUCAUUUUGAAAUCACCGGUGCCAACAACGACGAAGAGUACAGUCGAGAAUUCAGCAAAAAGGUCAGAGAAUCGUUGAAUGUUCUGGUGAACGAUCCUGAAAUGCACGCCUCUGUUGCUGAGCAAAUUACUGCUUUUUUGAAUGGUCAGUACCGUUCUUCACCGCCCACGGAUUGCUGGUGGUGCCCACGCCUUAGAGUGAAGGCUUUCUGCAAAUAAACGUGCUACUUAUGUAACGGAUUACUGUACAGUUUUCCCUUACAAAAAUGGACACAUACAAUAUAGAUGGCAUUACUAGGUUUAUUCUUGUUAUUUGUUAUAAACAUUAUUUUAUUUGGGAAAUUUACAACAAUUUAAAACAUAUUUUUGUCGUUAUUCAGCGAUUGCAGUCGUAUUGCGUAUGCAAUAUAAUUUAAAUUAUUUGUCGUCAAUUGACGGAUCAAUUGUUUCAUUUAAUUAAGUAUUAGUCUGACUUCUGAGCGUAAGUAAAUUAAUUCUAAGUAACAAGUAAUUUAAAUGUAAUCCGUUUCAGAAACGUACCAGUUUUUUAUAAUUUGAAUAUUGUCACUAGUGGAAAUUUUUCCACAAGACGAAAUAGGGUUGAACAUAAACCGUAAGUAAACAAAUGUAAGCAAUAAAGUUUCUAUUGAAAGUGCUAUUUUAGCUAUUUCCCGAUUUUCUUAUUUCGAUAUAAAAAAAAUA